AUGGAGAAUCAAGUUCAGCAGGAUGACGAGCUUCCUCCCAAGGAGCAGGUCAUCGACCGCCCUCCCAAGCGCAUCUCGGAACUCGAGUUUGGUUCCGUCGUCGAAGUCUCUGAUCGCAACGUCUACGACCUUGGUACUGGCCCCGGCGGCAAGCGAACCCUCACCGCACACGGUCCCCUCGAUGGCCGCCUCGGAACCUCUUCAAAGACUGGCCAGUGUGAGCAGUGUAAGGAGGACCUCAAGAACUGCAAUGGUCACUUUGGUCACGUCCGCCUCGCCCUUCCCGCCUACCACUGGGGCUACUUCAAGAAGAUUAUGGAAAUCCUCAACACCAUCUGCAAAGACUGCUCCCGAAUCCUGCUCGAUGAAAACACCCGCCGAAAGUACUUGCGCCAGAUCCGUAGACCAGAGCUGGACACUUUGCGCAAAGAGGCCAUCUGCAAGAAAAUCGUCGACGAGGCCAAAAAGACAAAGACAUGCUUCUACUGCGGCUCCAUCAACGGCACCGUCAAGAAGGUUGCAGGGCACCCCAUCAAGCUCAUCCACGUCAAGUGGCAGACUUAUCUCGCGUCCAAUGCAAAGUCAAAGGUCAAGCCUGCCUCGAUGGUUGCCUUUGAGAGAUCGUUCGAUGAGGCCAAGAAGGGUGUUCCGGAUCUCGAAAAGCACGCCAAACGCGCCGUCGACGACAUGAACCCCCUGCGAGCCCUGAACUUGUUCCAGAGAAUUUCGACAACCGACGUCGAGCUGCUAGGUAUGGAUCCGAGCAGAGGCCGCCCGGAGGCCUUCAUCUGGCAAUAUCUCCCCGCCCCUCCAGUCGCCAUUCGCCCGUCAGUCGCUCAAGAAGCCGCAAGCACAGAAGACGACAUCACAAACAAGCUCGGAGAUAUCAUCCAAAUCAACACUCUCCUCUCUGCUGGUCUCAAGUCUGGACAGCCGGUCAUGAAGAUUGUUGACAUGUGGGAGUUCCUGCAAGUACAGAUCGCCAUGUAUAUCGACGGUAAUCUCCCAGGUCUUGGUCGCGAUUCUGCAUAUGGCAAAGCUCUUCGUGGUUUCUGUCAGCGUCUCAAGGGUAAGCAAGGUCGUUUCAGAGGUAACCUUUCAGGAAAGCGUGUCGACUUUUCUGGCCGUACCGUCAUUUCUCCCGAUCCCAACCUCAGUAUCGAAGAGGUCGCCGUUCCCUCCAAAGUCGCUACCAACAUGACCUACCCCGAGCGUGUUACCAGAUACAACAUUGAGAAGCUCCGCGCUUGUGUCCUACGAGGAAAGAAGAAGCAUCCCGGUGCCAACUUUGUUAUCAAGAAGGAUGGUCAAAGAAAGGUCUUGGAAGUCGUGGAGCGCAUCGGAAAGCUGGACCUCAUAGCAAAGGAGCUGGCAAUCGGAGACGUUGUUGAGCGACACUUGGAAGAUGGCGACAUUGUUCUUUUCAACCGUCAGCCCUCACUCCACAAGCUCAGUAUUCUCAGUCACAAGGUCAAGGUCAGACCGUGGAGAACAUUCCGUCUUAACGAGUGUGUCUGCAACCCUUACAACGCCGAUUUCGACGGAGACGAGAUGAACUUGCACGUUCCGCAGACAGAAGAAGCCCGUACCGAAGCCAUCAACCUGAUGGGUGUUAAGAACAACUUGGCUACACCAAAGAACGGUACUCCCAUCAUUGCCGCCAUUCAGGAUUUCAUCACAGGAGCCUACCUUUCUUCCAUCAAGGACAACUUUUUCGAUCGCAAAACUUUCAGUCAAAUCAUCGGUUUCAUGUUCCACGACGAUGUGAUUGAGGACCCCGAGACUGGAGAGAAGCUGUCUAUUGAGCUACCCCCACCUACUGUCUGGAAGCCACAACGCCUGUGGACCGGCAAGCAAAUCUGGAACGUCUUGAUGCGACCAAACAAGAAACUAAACGUUCUGGUCAACCUGGAAGCAAAGUGCAAGCAAUACAAGGCUCCUCCUAAGGGUGUGGCGCCAGAUAUGAACGAGGACGAUGCUUACCUGGUCAUUCGCAAUUCAGAAGUCAUGUGCGGUUACAUGGACAAGGCGACAGUCGGUGACGGAAAGAAGGAUUCGGUCUUCUACGUAAUCAUGCGUGACUUUGGUCCCGACUAUGCCGUCCAUGCUAUGAACCGUCUCGCUAGGUUGUCCGCACGCUGGCUCACUGACCAAGGGUUCUCGCUCGGUAUCAGCGAUGUAUAUCCUAGUGAUGCACUGACGGCGAAGAAGAUGGAUCUCAUCCGAACAGCAGAGGCAAAAUGUUACGAGCUUAUUGACCUCUACAAUAAGGGAGAGCUUGAGCGUGACCCGGGUUGCGAUGAAGAGAUGACCAUGGAGAACCAGAUCUCUGGUAUCCUCUCAAAAGUCCGUCAAGAGGCUGGUGACGCUUGUUUCGCCGAGCUCAGUCGUCGCAACUCUCCCCUGGUCAUGGCCAAGUGUGGUUCCAAGGGUUCGAAUAUUAACGUCUCCCAGAUGGUUGCUGCUGUAGGUCAGCAGAUUAUUGGUGGUAAGCGUGUAUUGGAAGGUUUCCAAGACCGUACCCUGCCUCACUUCGCCAAGGGUAGCAGAGAUGCACCCGCCAAAGGUUUCGUCGGAAACAGUUUCUUCUCAGGCUUGAACCCUACCGAGUUCAUUUUCCACGCCAUGUCUGGUCGUGAAGGUCUGGUUGAUACCGCUGUCAAGACCGCCGAAACUGGUUACAUGUCUCGUCGUUUGAUGAAGUCGCUCGAGGAUUUGUCGGCGCAAUACGACAACACUGUCCGUAACUCAUCUUCUGGUAUCGUUCAAUUCCAAUAUGGAGACGACAAGCUUGAUCCUGUUGAUAUGGAGGGCAGUGCAAAGCCUGUACACUUCGAUCGCAGUUUCACUCACGCCGUUACUACUACAUGGGACCUCAACGACCGUGGUUUGAGACCAUCCGAGAUUAUGCAAAUUACGACCGACACCCUUGACCCCGAGAGAGCGAAGCUUGAGCGUAUCUCUCUGACUGGCGAGAAGCUUGGCUACAACGACAGAAGUGAUCACGGUAUUGACCAGCUGGAGAGUGCUCGCGACUUCCUCGACACUGUCCAAAAUUACAUCCAGAUCAAGUGCGAUAAGCUGGCUGCUAUUCGUACAAAGAUCGGCAUGGAGUCUGGCGUCGUAGAUUCUGGCGACAUUGAUGCUGCCGUGGCAGACGAUUGUGAAGAUAGGACCAUCGCUGAUGGUGUGCUCAAGAUCUCGACUGCUGCUAUCAAAGAGUUCCUCAUGCUUUGCUUGACCAAGUAUGAGCGCUCCAAGGUGCAACCCGGUCACGCUGUCGGUGCCACUGGUGCCCAGUCUAUCGGUGAGCCUGGUACACAGAUGACUCUUAAGACUUUCCAUUUUGCUGGUGUCGCCGGUAUGAGUAUUACUCAGGGUGUACCCCGUAUCAAGGANGUCAUCUCGUGCACGCUUGAUUCAAAAUACGAAACAGUUGCUGGCCGUGUGGCAAAGGCCAUGAUCGAAAAGACCUACCUCCGCGACAUCAUCGCGUACAUCGANGACGUUUGGUCGGUCACCAGCUCCUACGUCAACAUGCGUAUCAACUGGGACACGGUAAUGAAGCUUGGUCUCCGCCUCACAACCCAAGACAUCACAUUCGCCAUUGCCAAAAGCAAGGCCGUCAAGGCACUCGGCGUACAAGUCGCACCAGUCGGUAAAACACACAUCCGUGUCAAUGUCCAAUACGUUCCCGAACCUCGUGGCAAAGCAGCACUUAACAAGACCCGCAAACCCCUCGAGAUCUUCGACAUCAUCCAAGACUUGAAGCGUAUCCUCCCCAACGUGGUCGUCAAAGGCUAUCCAGACUGCGCCCGUGCCAUUGUCAAGAAGGACGAUAAGCCUGAUGCCACUGGCCGCGAACCCGUUUCCGUGCUGGUCGAAGGUUAUGGCCUGAAAGCUUGCAUGACGACCGAAGGCGUGGACGGCAUCAGAACACGCUCCAACAACGUCAUGGAGGCCAAAGACGUCCUCGGUAUCGAAGCCGCCCGCAGCACCAUCAUUGCGGAAAUCAGUAGUGUUAUGGGAGGCAUGGAUAUCGAUCCCCGUCACAUGCAAUUGCUUGCAGACGUCAUGACCUACAAGGGUGAUGUCCUAGGUAUCACGCGUUUCGGUCUCGCGAAGAUGCGCGAUUCUGUACUACAGCUUGCGUCUUUCGAGAAGACUCCCGAUCAUUUGUUCAAUGCUGCAAUUGGCAUGAAGAGAGAUCGCAUAGAGGGUGUCUCGGAAUGCAUUAUUUUGGGACAAGUUAUGUCUCUCGGAACUGGCUCUUUCAAGGUAGUCCGUAAGCUCGGCAUCACGGAAGCUGAGCAUGGAAGAAAGAAAUCGGCUUUCGAAUCUGCGUUUGCUGGCCUGCCAAAGACGAUCGCUGCUGCUGCUUAA
Molecule: messenger RNA, 4383 nt
Organism: Aureobasidium uvarum
Lineage: Eukaryota; Fungi; Ascomycota; Dothideomycetes; Dothideales; Saccotheciaceae
Source: the annotation of a GenBank genome assembly